This is a messenger RNA of Paraglomus occultum, 819 nucleotides long. NCBI's taxonomy places the organism in Eukaryota, Fungi, Glomeromycota, Glomeromycetes, Paraglomerales, Paraglomeraceae. The record is from the annotation of a GenBank genome assembly.
CCAAAGGAGGAUUUGGAAAAUUGUAUAAAUCUAGGCGGAUUGAUGGAAUUAUUAUUUACUGGGAUACCGAAAGAAAUUGCUAAUCACAAACUAUUCAGCGUUAAUUUUGGUGAAUUUAUUGCUCCUUGCCAGGGCAUUUCACAAGAUCCUAAAACAAAAGAAUAUAUUAUGGUAGUGCCUUAUAUGGAAGGCGGAAGAUUAAACAGCAUUCAUAAGCGAGGAUUAAUUCACAAAGAUUUUCAUCCAGGUAAUUUAUUAAUAGGAAUUCAAGAACAUCAGGAUGCUCCUGAGGCUGAAAUUUAUUCUAUUUCUGACUUAGGUUUAUAUAAUGCUCCAGAGCAACGUCCAACCGCUAAUGAAUUGGAAAGAAUUUUGCAUGAAUGGGUUUAUGAUGUCAAAAAUCAAAGAGAAACUGAAUUUUAUCAGCAAUAUAAAGAAGCACAAACUCUAAGAUACUACAAACUUCUUUCAGUCAUUUAUAAAAAACACAUAGGAAGAGAAACAAAAAUAGAAAAUGAAGUAGAAGCCGAGCAAAUUGGAUACGAACUACUUCUGAAUUUUGAAAGAAGUUAUCUUAGCACUUUUGAUCACAAUUCCUAUUCAAUAAGAAUGAUUAAGGAGAGAACCCGACUGAUUAAUACCAAGCAAAUAACUCAGCAAUUAGAAAAGUUAAAAAACGAUGAAGAAUACCACACUAAGUCUUUGGAAGAAUUGACUCUGAGUUUGGAUAGUCUUAAUUUAGAUGAACUAACCAUCCAAGAAGACCUCCAAGAACAAUCUUCUACCCAAGCCCAAAUCCAAAUUCCACCUAAGAAAUAA